This is a messenger RNA of Aphanomyces astaci, 452 nucleotides long. RefSeq lists its product as hypothetical. NCBI's taxonomy places the organism in Eukaryota, Oomycota, Saprolegniomycetes, Saprolegniales, Verrucalvaceae. The transcript has a single exon. The coding region runs from base 20 to 328 and encodes 102 amino acids. The record is from RefSeq and is a predicted model, not a curated record.
GUAAUGAACCAACUGAAAAAUGGACUUAUUGUGUCGCCUGUGUUAUACUGCCUUGCCAUUGCCCCAUAUGACGUCAUGGAAGUUCGCAAAGGUGCCAUUGAGCAGAGGUACCAGGUCGCUGCACUUGGUUUCGUCGAUGUGGAUGUCACUUCCCAGCACAUACUUGUCGGCCAUGCGAGCCACAGAGACAUGCCACACUUGGCCAUGUUGCAUCGUCUUGAACCAAAAGCACUCGUCUACGCGUGCCAACUCCUUGGGGUUGCAGGUGUUGCGGCCGUACACCGCUCUGGCCUGGGUUGAGUCGUGGGAACUGUGGUUCUUCGCAUAAUGGACGUCAAAGCAACAGACGUGCAUAUCGCUGACAUCAGUAUUCAGUGGAUCCAACAACGAUGUUGUGGGAGACGAUUGCGCGGCGAUAGUCCUUGCUUCGAAGUACCAUCGUUCGAGCGGAG